Messenger RNA from Fulvia fulva, 1548 nucleotides. RefSeq lists its product as uncharacterized. The transcript is spliced from 3 exons. Gene Ontology annotation, biological process: transcription elongation by RNA polymerase II; positive regulation of transcription elongation by RNA polymerase II. The coding region runs from base 1 to 1548 and encodes 515 amino acids. Gene Ontology annotation, molecular function: RNA polymerase II C-terminal domain phosphoserine binding. Gene Ontology annotation, cellular component: nucleus; Cdc73/Paf1 complex. The record is from RefSeq and is a predicted model, not a curated record. NCBI's taxonomy places the organism in Eukaryota, Fungi, Ascomycota, Dothideomycetes, Mycosphaerellales, Mycosphaerellaceae.
AUGUCUGCUGAACCUUCCGGCUCACCCGCUGAAGACCAGGCUCGAGCUGAAUCAGCCGCAGCCGACAAUGUCUUGAACGGGCUCGACGAUGUGGGCAGCGAGGACGAGGACGCGGUCACCUCAGGGCGGAGAAAAGUCGCCGACGCAGAGGCAGAAGGCGAGGAGGAACAAGCUGGAGACGAUCUGUUUGGGGACGACGAUGACGAUGUGCCAGGACAACAGCCUGAACAGCCCUCAAAACGGCACCUCGACGACGCAGAGCUCGAUUCUGGAGACGAUGAGGGCAGGGCAGAUCGUUUACUGGAAGAUGACGCCCAGCAGUUCGAAGAGAAGGAGAUCGUCGCGAUGGAUGUCGAGCUCUCUCGCCAAGCAGUCCCAGAACCCAGUGACGGCGAGAUGUACCUUAUGAAGGUUCCGCCAUUCAUGUCGAUAGAACCCCAAGCCUGGCAGACAACGACCUUCCAGCCCCCCACGACCGAACAUCAUUCCAAGGCUGUGCCGACAGCAGCAUUCUCUGCAUACAACACGGCACUGACCACGAUGCGUUGGCGACACUCACCCUCGAACCCGGCCGAACUACAAUCCAAUGCCCGCAUCAAUAGAUGGUCCGAUGGGUCACUGACUCUACAACUUGCGUCAGAUCCAAACACCCAGUACGAGAUCGACGGCAACCCACUCGCACCGCCCCAGCGUAAUCCGAUCAUGCCCACGCCGAUCAGUGUCAGCACGCGGGGACAGAAGGGCGGCAGACAGGGUGCAGCUGAUGGCGAGAAGUACGACUUUAGCAGAGAUGCUUGGACAUAUCUCAUCGUACCGGUGCAAGAAGCAGAAGCUUUGCGUGUCACGCACAAAGUGACUGCUGGGCUCCAGAUCCGACAGACGGAGUCUGGCGAGGAUGACGCUAUCGAGAAGCUGCAGGCGGCUCUUGCAAAUGCAGCCAACGCCACAAAGGUUGGGGGAGCCACUGGCACGCUCGAGGCUACCGAGGUUGAUCCAGAACUGCAAAGGAAGCAGGCAGAGGUGGCGGAGCGGCAGGCGAUGCGAAACCGGAAGAAGUUGCAGAACGCGCAAGAGCGGGAGCGGGAACGCACGGAUCGUACGCUUGGUCGCUCGGGAUUGUCCUCCAGCCGCCACGGAGGGCUCAAUGUCGGCAUGCUCGAGGACGAUGAAUUGGAGGGUGGUCGCGGCAAAGCAGGACCAGGGAAGACACGUGCGAAGCCCAGACGGCGUCGCAACAGCGAGUACAGCGAGGACGAAGACAAUGGCCGCAAGCGCUUCACCAAGGAGGACAGCUACGAUCAGGAGGAUGACUUCGUCGCACCCAGCGAUGAGGAAGAAGAGGUCGAGGACGAGGAUGAUCCUGAUGACGGCAUUGUCGAGCAAGCACGAGAGCGAACUCCAAAACGAGACCGGGCACGGCCGGCCUUAUCUGCUGAGAAUAGCGGCGGCGUUGAGGAGGACGCAGACGCCGAGGGCGAGAUCGAUGAUGAUGUGCCUCAGCCACGGCUUAAGAAGCGCCGCAUCGUCGACGACGACGAUGAAGAUUGA